Molecule: messenger RNA, 3777 nt
Organism: Trachymyrmex cornetzi
Lineage: Eukaryota; Metazoa; Arthropoda; Insecta; Hymenoptera; Formicidae
Exons: 11
Coding region: 77-2092 (671 amino acids)
Biological process (GO): intracellular signal transduction
Cellular component (GO): cytoplasm
Molecular function (GO): protein kinase inhibitor activity
Source: RefSeq, a predicted model, not a curated record
CACCUGAUGUCUAGCAGACGAUACACACAGGUGGCAUGGGAGAGCUGUAAAUAAAAUCCAUCCUCUAGAUUUAAUUAUGAGCGAACGUGUGCAGAAGGAGAGUGCCGAUGAUUCCGAUCGCGUCGACGAUGCAGUGGAUCCGCGAGUGCAGAUUGAACUUGAAAGAUUAAACACAGCUACGGACGAUAUUAAUAAACUAGAAGUUGAUUUAGAUGAAGCAAGAGCAACCUUUAGAGAAUUACUCUGUGAAUCGACAAUUAAGAUUGACGCUUUGGCUAAAAAACUUGGAGCUUGCAUUGAAAAAUCCAGACCAUACUAUGACGCUAGAUUUAAAGCAAAGGAGGCAUUACAAGAAACGCAGAAGGCUGCGAUUAGAUUUGAGAGAGCCAACAGUCAACAUUCAGCAGCCAAAGAAAUGGUUUACUUAGCCGAGGAAGGACUACGGACCGAAGGAAGAUGUUUUGAUCACGCUUGGCAGGAAAUGUUGAAUCAUGCUACGUCGCGAGUUAAUGAGUCGGAGCAUGAGAGAGCUCUCUCUGAAGCUGAACAUAGGCACACAACUGUAUUAUAUCACAAAGCGGAACACGAAGUUCAAAGGUUGCAGCGUGAAUUGAAGCGUACUAUUGCUAAAUCUAGUAUGGGUGCACGCCGCAGCUUGCUUCUGAUAAACAGUAUCGCCUACAGGCACAACUUGCUCAUGUUGCCUUACUAUGAGAUGAAAGCGCACUUUAAUCAAAUGCUGGAGGAGCAGAAGAUGAAAGUCAGUGCACUGGAGAGAUCAGUUGGCGAAGCAAAAGCUUCGUACGCGGAAGCAUUACGAAAUUUAGAAAAGAUCAGCGACGAGAUUCACAGGACAAGAAGAUACGACGGUAUGGACGAAUACGAUAAAAGUACACAAGACGCGCCCGAUUGCUCCGCUGCGCAAAUUAACACGGCGACUCCAACGGAUUCCAGUGUAACUGGAUCUCCAGACAGCACAGAUUACACUAGUGACGAAUACUUACGCCUUCCCGAUAAGAUGAGUCCGAACGUGCCAUGUCCGAUGCCUACAAGAAUCGAGAGAGAUUCAUCGUCGGAAUACCUGGGCCUAAAUAAUCUGAACCUUUCAUCCACCGAACCUCGUAAAUACAUAAAACGGGACCGUCCACGAAGUAUCGCUGCGACUGACUCGAAACAUAUCGUAUCUCUAAAUCAUACAAGUUCUUCUGCACCAGGCCUGACAGAUCUGUCGGGCAUUAUAUCUCCGGUUGAAAAGAGAGUCAAAAUUCAAACACCUGUAAACGAUCGCAAGAAUAAUUCUACUAAUUCUCAAAACGGAGAGGAGUGGACGGAAAUUAGCCUGAACAAUUCGCCGGAUGAAGUUUAUUACAAUAAUGAGGUGUAUUCCGAUGAGGAAGAUCAAAUUCCCUACAAACCGCUACCGAUGGAUCUAAGUCCAGAACUUGCUCAGACAAUUAAUGCCACCAGCGAACGGCCGAAAGAACAAACUAGUCGAAGGAGAUUAGUAACGCAAAAAUCUUUACCCACAAUGUCGAAAGUAAAUGAAGUUACCUUAAGCGAAGAGAAAAAAGCCGAAGUUACGAGAAGUCCGUCAGUAAAAAAUAGAAGCAAGCUCGAUGGUAGCUUAGCUAAUUGGAUAACUAGAAGUUCAGCCGGUGGUGAAACUAGUGGUGGUAGUUCCACGAAUUCAAGUAGAAGACAAUCUCUCGAUAUGUUGUGGAGUGGCGGUACCGGGGAACGCGUUAAGGAAUUACUUAAUCACGGCAUGAUGAUGCUAAACAUAUCUAGCUUAACGGAACGACGUUCCAGCGAACCAAAGACAGCGGAGAGAGACAAGGACAAGUCUGACAAGUCUGAAAAGUCGGAAGUUAAAGGAAAGAAAGUCCCAAGUCCGUUAGAAAAAACAAUGAGCUAUCUUAAUGCCGAUGAGGAGACGUCGGACAGCGAAAGUUUAGCUAGCGUGGAGAUGCUAACAGAGGAUCAAAUCUCUUCACUCAUGAUGGAGCCGGACAUGAAUCAAGUAUGCCAAGAGAUUCUGGGAACUCCCUUAGUCGAAGUAUGUCCGCUGUUGCAACAAUUACAGCAACAAUAGCCUUAUCGCAGAGGAAUUUGCACGACAAAGUGGCAAAGAUUCAACAAUAGAAAGUGUUCAAGAUCAUUAUAAAUCGGUAACAUAAUUAAGAUACAUCUCCUUUCUGUUACGCUACUGCAUUAUCAUACUAUGUUUCUGUCUAUUGCGUGUUGUAGAUUUUUCUGUUAUGUGAUAUAGGACAAAGCAGGGCAAAGUAAAGGUUGUAUUUCUAAGCAAUCGUCAGAUUGAUUCCGACAUUAUUUAUGGGUUUUACUCGGUAUUAUCAAGUUAUUUUAUUAGUUAGAAAAGUAAUAUUUAUAUGCUUAGAGAAUAUAAUCGGUUAAGGCUUUUAAUCAAUUCAGAACUUGCGUUAAAAAUGUCUCAUUAGCUUCUCGGGCACUACAAAGCCUAACGUCAUUUUUUGUGGAUACGCUUACAUGAUAUUUCAGCUUGUGAAGAGUGUUUUCGAACUUAUUCUAUAAAAUCUUUCUAACAUUUAAGAUUUGGUAAAACUAUGAAACAUCAGUCGCUGAGAAAGCAAUAUGUAGUCACUUUUCUAGGAUAUUGUGUAGUUUAAUCUAGAUACUCAUACACAAAUUUAUUCCAAGUCGCAUCGACUAUUUUUUGCUUGCCUUUACAUGCGACUAUUAUCACGUUAAAAUCUCUCGGAGCGUUUAACAAAUAUAUUAGAAUAUUGUGCUAUCACAGCGAAAUAUCAAACAAUCUAGACAAAUUAGGUGAAUAAAACAAGGAUUAUAUUCACCACGCUACGUUCAAAGAUAAUCGAAGGUUUAAUAAGAUCCAUUUCUAGUAAUGUAGAUUAACUGUAAUUUUGAUUUAAUUUAUUCUUUAUCUUUUUCUAAUUUUUUGAACUAGAGAAGAUAAAGGUAAGUUAAUCCGAGAUUAAAGUUAAUUUUUGUUGGUAGAAAUGGACACAGGAUAAGCACUUCCUUGUCUCUCUCUAUCUCUUCUUCAUCAAAAUACGGUCGGUCGGUCCACUAAGUUACUCGCGAAGCGUACAACCGAAAGAAAAAAAAAACAUAUAUAGAAAGUUACAAGAUGCCAAUUAUGACUGCGAUGGUCAGAUUAUCUUUAAUGCGGAACAUACUGUAUAUAUAAGCGUAGCAUAAUAAUAACAAUUCUAAACGUACAUAAGUCUAUGCGCAAAACGUACUGUUGGCAUCGUAAAUACCUGAAGAGUACUCGUUUUGAGUUCCAUUAAUAUAAUUCGUUACGCGAAGCUAUUCGAUCAGUGACAGCACGUUUUGAGCACAGAUCAGGAUUUUCGCGGCUUUUUGGCAAUCAUGCUGUUUCAUAUACGAAGCUUCGCGACAGUAAGACAGUAGUCACUCCAGUCAGGUUGAGCAAAAUAUUUUUCAAUAUUUUUCGUUCUGACGCGAGGCGUGCCUGUCAAUAAAUAUCUUACGGGUGUUCCGAGAUCGCUAUGCGAAAAGCGAAUGUUAUACAAGUUAUUAUGAACAAAAUAGUCUGGAUAGUCGAAUGAUACUCGAUGAUGGUAAUAAUAAUAGAUCGAAGGCUUGCUCGAACGGAUUCAGACACUCGGAAUGAGUGAAAUUUAAACGUAGUUCCAUCAUUUUUAUUGCUGCGUAUUGUGAUAUAGCUCUUAGCGAUUUUAGACAUUCAGUUUUGGAUUUUCCAAUUGUCGAACGAAAACAUUAGUGCAAAGGAUGCAUGCAAUAUGCUAU